This is a messenger RNA of Magnolia sinica, 914 nucleotides long. RefSeq names its product probable ribosome biogenesis protein RLP24. The transcript is spliced from 5 exons. NCBI's taxonomy places the organism in Eukaryota, Viridiplantae, Streptophyta, Magnoliopsida, Magnoliales, Magnoliaceae. Gene Ontology annotation, biological process: ribosomal large subunit biogenesis. The record is from RefSeq and is a predicted model, not a curated record. The coding region runs from base 161 to 664 and encodes 167 amino acids. Gene Ontology annotation, cellular component: nucleolus.
CGCAAAGCCUUGGGUCGUGGAUUGCGUGUAACUACUCUGCCCUAAAACCCUAGGAGCUUCUCUCCUCUCUCCGCACCUCUCUACCGUGCAUCCAUCGUUGAAGAAGAAGAACGAUAGAGAAGGUUGGGCAGAGGCCAGUUUUGCGUGACUCAGAAAGACAAUGAGGUUAGAGAAGUGUUGGUUCUGCUCCUCCACUAUUUAUCCAGGGCACGGUAUCCAAUAUGUUCGCAAUGAUGCGACGAUUUUCCGGUUUUGCCGAUCAAAAUGCCACAAAAACUUCAAGAUGAAGAGGAAUCCUCGCAAAGUAAAAUGGACAAAGGCAUACAGACGGCUGCAUGGAAAGGAUAUGACACAGGAUUCAACCUUUGAGUUUGAAAGGAAGCGAAACAGGCCAGAGAGAUAUGACAGGAAUCUUGCGGAGAACACAUUGAAGGCCAUAAAGAAGAUUGAUAAAAUAAGAGUAGAUAGGGAGGCCAAACACCAUUCACAAAGGAUGAAGGGGAAGAGAGCCAAGGAACAGAAGGAAGCAGCCAAGGAGUUGGAACAAAGCAUUCACAUGGUCAAAGCUCCUGUCGCCCUCCAACAGGAGCCCUCACUCACCCUUCCAAAGAUCAAAGUCCAAGUCUCAAAACCGCAAACAGAGGACCAUCUAAUGGAGGAAUGAUGAUGGUACUCGUGAGAAAAGAGAUCUUCUGUGAGGCAUCGCAACUGAUUAUAUAUCUUAGGAAUAUUGUUCUGAGCUUACAAAUUUCCAAAAGAUAUAAUGAAAACAGCUUAUUUUUGUAUGGCCGGUAGUUUCAGCAGAUGCAGUAAAGCAUUUCGUUUUUCUUGUUUUGAGAUGCUUGUUGCUAUUGAAUCGUGUAUACUGCUGCGUGUUGAUUAUGGGAUUGCGAUUAUUUUGGUUCCUUGUUCAA